Messenger RNA from Pollicipes pollicipes, 3829 nucleotides. Its product is annotated as frizzled-8. Gene Ontology annotation, cellular component: plasma membrane. The record is from RefSeq and is a predicted model, not a curated record. Gene Ontology annotation, molecular function: Wnt receptor activity; Wnt-protein binding. NCBI's taxonomy places the organism in Eukaryota, Metazoa, Arthropoda, Thecostraca, Pollicipedomorpha, Pollicipedidae. Bases 351 to 2087 code for a protein of 578 amino acids. Gene Ontology annotation, biological process: non-canonical Wnt signaling pathway; canonical Wnt signaling pathway. The transcript has 2 exons.
ACGGCGGCGAUCGUGUCCCGCUCCUUGUGGAGGGCGGUGCUGGUGGAGGACGCGGCGCGUGGGAUCCGUCGCGUUCUGGCUGUAGGUCUUGUGCAGUCGGGGCUUGAACUGGGACCGGUCUCUGUAUUCUUUAAAUGUGAGCCACCCACUACGCUGGAGUGCGAGCAGCAACACCGCAUGCUUGGACCACCCGUUCCAGACGCCGGGCGGCCCGGUAUGGAUUUCUAAUCCAUCAUCUCGCCGCCGCCCCGUCGCGCCGAAAUAGGGGGACGCUGCCCGGGCACGGGGCCCGCCAUGUGACCGAGCGCGCCCUGCCCGUCAGCCAGACAGUACGAACGCCCGGCGACGCCAUGGCGGUGGCGCUGGCCUCCGCGGCGCUGCUGCUGCUGCUGCCGGCCGCGCUGCUGGCCCAGGAGCCGACCUUCCAGUGCCAGGAGAUCAGCAUCGCCAUGUGCCGCAACAUCGGCUACAACGUGACGCUGAUGCCGAAUCAGUUCCACCACGACACGCAGGAGGAGGCGGGGCUCGAGGUGCACCAGUACUGGCCGCUGGUUGAGAUCCACUGCUCCGACGACCUGCAGUUCUUCCUGUGCGCCACGUACGUGCCCAUCUGCCUGCAGAAGUACCAGCGCUCGCUGCCCGUGUGUCGCUCGGUGUGCGAGCGGGCGCGCGCCGGCUGCGAGCCGGUCAUGCUCGACCACGACUUCGCGUGGCCGGAGCGGCUCGACUGCAGCCGGCUGCCCGAGUACCGCGACCCGGAGAACCUCUGCAUGGACAACAAGAACGGCGAGGCGCCGCCGCCGCCGCCCCGCCGCCGCCCGCCGCCGCCCUGCGCGUGCGAGUGCUCCGCGCCGCGCGCCGUGCCGCUCGCUCCCGGCCAUCGGCUCUUCAACCGGUCGGUGACGCUGGGCGGCGUGGCCGAGUGCGCGCUGCCCUGCCGCGCCCCCUACUUCAGCGCCGCGCAGCACCAGUUCGCCGAGCGCUGGGUGCUGAGCUGGGCGGUGCUGUGCGCCGUCAGCACCUUCCUGACGGUCGCCACGUUCCUGAUCGACCGGAGCCGCUUCCAGUACCCGGAGCGGCCCAUCAUCUUCCUGGCCGGCUGCUACUUCCUCGUGUCGGUCGGCUACCUGGUGCGACUCGGCGCCGGUCACGAGCUCACUGCCUGCGACGGGGGCGUCAUCCGGUACGACGCGUCCGGCGGCCCGGGCCGGCCGGCCGGCGCCGCCCUCUGCACCGUCGUCUUCCUGCUCGUUUACUUCUUCGGCAUGGCCAGCGCCGUCUGGUGGGUGAUCCUCUCGCUCACCUGGUUCCUGGCGGCCGGCCUUAAAUGGGGCAACGAGGUGAUUGCCGGCUACUCGCCGUACUUCCACCUGGCGGCCUGGGUCAUCCCGGCGGGGAAGGCGAUCGCUGCGCUCGCCACGGCGGCCGUCGACGGGGACAGCCUGACCGGCGUGUGCUACGUGGGCGGCCAGAGCCUGGGCAACCUGCGCGGCCUCGUGCUGGCGCCGCUGGUGGCCUACCUGCUGCUCGGCACCUCGUUCCUCCUGGCCGGCUUCGUCUCCCUCUUCCGCAUCCGCAGCGUCAUCAAGCAGGACCGCGGAAACAAGGACAAGCUAGAGAAGCUCAUGUUCCGCAUCGGCGUGUUCUCCGUGCUGUACACGGUACCGGCGUCCGCCGUCAUCGCCUGCUUGGUGUACGAGCAGCACCUCCGGCCCGCCUGGGAGGCGGCGCUGGUCUGCCCGUGCCAGGCCAGCGACGCCGACGCGCCCAACUUCAACAUCUUCCUGCUGCGCUACUUCAUGUCGCUGGCCGUCGGCGUCACGUCCAUCAUCUGGGUGUGGUCGCGCAAGACGCUGCACUCGUGGUGCGUGCUGCUCGGCUGCCGGCGGCCGCCGCCGCCGGCGCUGGCACGUCGCUACGAAGUGCCGACGCUGCAGCCCGGCAAGGCGACGCCCAGCCUGCCGGCCGCCUCCUCGCAGGGCCCGCUGAUGCAGUCCAACCUGACCUUCUCGCAGACCACCUCGCACACGAUGAGCGAGCCCAACCCGGCGCUCUCGCACAAGUCACUGCCGCUGAGUCACGUGUAGUCAUGUCGUGUGCUGAUCCGUGUGGGUCCCGCGUGGACCGAUGGACGCGUGAUGCGGUGGAAGGAGGUGGACGCAGUGGAGAGCGGGCAGAACUCGCGGGCUCUCUAGCGGACCAAUGUCGUGUGCUGCCAUUAAACAGUACGCGCCACGCCCAGCAAGAACGAGAACUCGGUGGCAUCUUCCGCUGUGGCGUUGAACUCCGUACCGGUGCUUCGCUCGCCGCCGUGACCUUCUGACACGUGUGCUCGGUUUCCCGCUUGCCGCCAGGUCAUGACGCAAGAAUGGCGGACCCAGCGCUAAGUGUUGAUCACGCGACAUGUCGAUGUUGGCCGGCGCGAAUAGCUGGGGACUUUACGGCGGCACGCUUGUCGUUCAACGGACUUACAGGGUGUAUCUAGGGCGCGGCGCCGGUGUCGUCUGGGGCGAUCUCCAGUCUUGACCCCCUGACCCUCGGCGGCGGCCAUAUUGUACAGGUCCGGCGCGUGUAUUGCAGCGGCGACCGGCGCGGUCCAAUCGAUCACUGGGCACGGGCCCCCGGGGGAAUGGGCGGCACACAGCUCCAUGGCAUCGCAGCCGCUUAGAGGAGCCGGUCACGUGACCCAUUCGUCUGGCCACGUGACCUCGACUCCCCGGAAUAGCCGCGGGCAGACGGCGGUGAAUUUCCCCUGGGGGCGGUUGGUUCCGGACAAGCGGUGGUCGGGCGAAGACGGGUGGGGAGACCGCCUCGCCAGUCUGAAUGUGAUAUGCAGCCGGCGCGCGGGGGGGGUCAAGGGUCGUGACCUGCUGCAGCCCGCCGCUGGGACAGGCUCAGAAGAGCUCCGGCGGGCUGGAGGAUUCGUGGAAAGCCCCCGACGGCGUGUGGGGACCCCUGCGUGGUGCGGAUGCGCCGCUGGUUGUUUUUACAUAUCAUAGCUGUGUACAUGGUCGGCGGCUUAGCGGCACUGGAUCUGACUGACGUUGUUUAGGUUUCUGUGGAUUGCCUGCAUUGCGAAGUAAGAUGGGCUUCUAGUCACCCGUGCCGAACAGCUUCAGCGUAUUUGCGCAGUUGACGUGUUUAUUUUGCGAACAGAGAUGUAGCCUGUCCGCCCUCCCAACCAGCUCGUUUUAGUUGGUAGCCGCAGCCAAGCACACAACCGGGAAGGAAGGAUCGCCGCCAGCAAAACAGGAGUAUCCAAAAUUGAUUUUUUGCGAUGGUGUAAUUCUGGUACAUUCGCUUAAGUGGUCGCGGCGUGGCUGUCCGGACCGGGGACCAUCGUUCCGGGUGCCGACCGGCGUGUGGUGCUAAGCACAUCUCACAUGCAAUGUCCCGUCUCUUCCCUUGCGGCUGGGUCUUCGGAGCACCUGUGGUUCCUCGAACGCACCAAAGAGAAUGCCAAAGGCCGAACAGGCGAGCGUAUUUUUAUUCCCGCACAACACAUAGGCUCCAACGGUCUUCAUCAUCGUAUCUGCCGACCACGGUAGAUGCCGCAGAAGAUGUCUCUCACACCAUUCCGCAAGACCCUCUGCUCUGCAUAGUCACACACGAGUCGGGUAAACCACAUAAUCUUCGGAACAUUCGCUGUCGUAUACGUGUUUCAUAUCUCAUGUAGACUCAAUGUGCUCUUUGUAUAAAUACAGCCCUAGACGGCAGUGGAAUGUGUUUUGUCACGAAUUUGAAAGCGGGUAUUUAGAAAAAAAGGAUCAUGCUUGGAUCAGCUUAUUGGCAUCGUACGGGAGCUUUCGGGACAACAUUGCAUGCAAUG